AUGUUCCAGGAGGAGCAGCUGAAGGUCGCGCACUGCUCCGAUGAUUCGGCCAUGUGCUACUUCCUCACCGGCCUGGCCGACGAGACUCUCACCGUUAAGCUCGGAGAGGAGGCUCGAGCAACCUUCGCCGAAGUUCUGCAAAAGGCGAAGAAAGUCAUCGAUGGCCAAGAACUCCUCCGAACCAAGACUGGCCGACCUGAAAAGCAAAUCGACCAGAAGAAGCUAAGUCAAGAGAAGAGGAAGGCUGAUUCUAAGUCUAAGGACAAGGGAUCGUCCUCUUCUGGCAGUAGAACCGAAAUUACAGCCUUGAAUAGGUUCGUGUCAAGAUCAACGGACAAGUGCCUUCCUUUCUUCAAGGUUCUUAGGAAGAAGGGACCGUUCGAAUGGACGGUAGAGUGUGAGCAAGCACUAGAGCAGUUGAAAAACUAUCUCUGCUCGGCACCUUUACUCGCAAAACCAUUGCCAGGAGAGAAGCUCCACUUGUACCUGGCAGUAUCUGAUAGCGCCGUCAGCUCGACCCUGAUCAAGCAGGAAGGUGCGCGCCAAAGUCCCGUUUAUUACACCAGUAAGGCCAUGACUGAGCCCGAGACCAGAUAUCCCCAAACGGAAAAGCUGGCCUUCGCUUUAGUCACCUCGGCCCGAAGACUUAGGCCGUACUUCCAAGCGCACACUGUUAUAGUACUUACAAACUUGCCCCUGAAGAAUAUCUUCCUUAAGCUUGAAAUAUCAGGGCGUCUGAUGAAGUGGGCAUUAGAAUUAAGCGAGUACGACAUCCAGUUCGGGCCUAGAACCGCGUUAAAAGGGCAAGCAGUGGCGAACUUCAUCGCGGAGCUUACCCCACCGUCCCAGUUGACCGAGUCCGACCUCUCGUGGACGAUCUACGUUGAUGGAUCUUCCAAUGAGAGGGGGUGCGGGGCAGGAAUUCUCUUGCUCGCACCAAGUGGUGAGCGAUUUGAGUAUGCUCUACGGUUCAACUUUCGGACUUCAAAUAAUGAGGCCGAGUAUGAGGCACUUCUAGCAUGCCUGUGCGUCGCCAGAGGACUGGGGGCCGUGCACAUCAAGGUCUUUAGUGACUCCCAGUUGGUUGUAAAUCAGAUCAAGGAGGAGUACCAAACGAAGGACCCCCGAAUGGAAAAAUAUCUGAGUAAAGUCAGAUCGCACCUCGCCCAGUUCAGGACUUAUGAGGUGAGUCAAGUUCCAAGAUCUGAAAAUUCCAAUGCGGAUGCCUUAGCCAAAUUGGCAUCAGCAUAUGAGACCGACUUGGCUAGAUCGGUCCCGGUCGAGAUCUUGGACAGUCCUUCAAUCUUAGAGCCAGAUGUGAUGGAGGUUGACACUCCAUCACCCUCUUGGAUGGACCCAAUCGUGGAGUUCAUCAAAGGAAAUCCACUGCAAGAUCCGAAGGAGCAAAAGAAGAUGGCACGGAGAGCAGCUCGGUUCACACUCCGAGAAGGAGCGUUGUACCGACGUGGCUUCUCCCUGCCUCUGCUUAAGUGUGUGACUCCCGAAGAAGGUCUUUACAUCCUUAGGGAAAUCCAUGAGGGAGUGUGUGGGAACCACUCUGGCGCCAGGUCGUUGUCGGCCAAGGCCGAGGCACUGUCCCACAUCACAGAGUCUAGAGUCACAUCUUUCAUAUGGGCAAACGUUGUAUGCCGUUUUGGUAUACCAAAUGCUAUUGUGACGGACAACGGAAAGCAGUUUGACAAUGCAAAGUUCAAGGACUUUUGCAGUAACGUGGGAAUAAGUCAUCUCAGCUCGUCCCCUGCUCAUCCGGAGGCCAACGGGCAGGUCGAAGUAGUAAACAAAAUCAUUAAACGAGGACUCAAGCUGAGACUGGAUUCCAGAAAGGGGAGAUGGGCCGAGGAGCUACCUGAAGUAUUAUGGUCGUAUCGGACCACCCUAAGGGAGUCAACUGGCGAAACUCCGUUCUCGCUAGCCUUUGGCUCCAAAGCUGUUGUACCAGUAGAGAUCGGCAUACCAACAGGCAGAGUAGAGCAGUACGAGUCAGCGAAGAACGAAGAAGAGCUACUCCUUAACCUGGACUUAUUGGAAGAGAAAGGGCUCAGCUGCGCCUAG
This is a messenger RNA of Momordica charantia (bitter melon), 2073 nucleotides long. NCBI's taxonomy places the organism in Eukaryota, Viridiplantae, Streptophyta, Magnoliopsida, Cucurbitales, Cucurbitaceae. The record is from RefSeq and is a predicted model, not a curated record.